Molecule: messenger RNA, 867 nt
Organism: Akanthomyces muscarius
Lineage: Eukaryota; Fungi; Ascomycota; Sordariomycetes; Hypocreales; Cordycipitaceae
Exons: 4
Coding region: 1-867 (288 amino acids)
Biological process (GO): sterol metabolic process; intracellular sterol transport; sphingolipid metabolic process
Cellular component (GO): Golgi apparatus; cortical endoplasmic reticulum
Source: RefSeq, a predicted model, not a curated record
AUGCCGAUUUGCAUCGAGUGCCGGCACCCGGUCAAGACGCUAUGGACGCAAUACUCGGGCGCGGGUGAUAAGGCGAGCGGCCACAACAUCCGACUCACGGUGUGUCGCAAGUGCGGGCGCUUCUGCGACAAGUACGUCGAGCAUGACUUUGUCGUGAUAUUUAUCGACCUGGUUCUCAUAAAGCCGCAGGUCUAUCGACAUUUACUACACAAUACGCUAAUGCGCGAUGGCGACCGAUUCGAUCCUUCGAUUGUUCGACUCGGCACCUUGCUGCUGCUGUUUGACGUCUACCUGACCUGGGCGCGCAUCGAGAACCAAGGCCUGCCCGGGGGCGGCCCCGGCGAGAGCAACCUGGGCAAGCUCGCGCAGCAGCCCAUUGUGAUUCAAUAUUUUUUCUUCCUCAUGCUCUGCACGCUUUCGACCAUCGCCUUCCACAUCGCCAUACGCUUCCUCGUCUCCUCGUCGUUGUCGCCGCUCGUUGCGCUGGGCAUCCUACCGCGGUAUCGGCGGCCCAACUCGGUGUCGACGGCGCUGCUUGUGUCCUCGUCGACCAAGCUGUUCCCUAUACUGCUCGUCAUCUGGGACUACGACGUGCCUGCGGCCGCGAGGUCGCUCGGUUGGGCCGUCGUCGCGAAUAACGUCGAGGCGCUGCGCAUCCUAAUCGACUGCCGGUACUACGUCGCGUGCCUGCUGGCACUCAUCGGCGCGGCCGCCCGCUGGUCGGUCGCGCACCUGGUGCUGAUUGCCGUAGGUCUCAACGAUGUCGACUCGAUAUCGGUGGACGCGAGCAUGGCCGCGGACACCAAGGCGCUCUGGACCAUGGUUACAUAUGUGACGGACUGGGCGGGACGAUUGGCUGUCGGAUGA